Messenger RNA from Sinocyclocheilus anshuiensis, 2724 nucleotides. It is a transcript of the gene haus5, whose product is annotated as HAUS augmin-like complex, subunit 5. The record is from RefSeq and is a predicted model, not a curated record. NCBI's taxonomy places the organism in Eukaryota, Metazoa, Chordata, Actinopteri, Cypriniformes, Cyprinidae. Gene Ontology annotation, cellular component: centrosome; HAUS complex. Gene Ontology annotation, biological process: centrosome cycle; spindle assembly. Bases 109 to 2040 code for a protein of 643 amino acids. The transcript is spliced from 19 exons.
UUAAACGGGGGCGAAGAAACGUCUCCCGCGUAUUAUGACUUGUCUUUUUCACAUUGGAAAAUGUGAGAUUUUUUGUUUUCUUUUAUCAUUAUCAGAAGAUUUAAAAAGAUGGCAAGUCUCAGUCAGGAGCUAAAGCGCUGGGCUGUUGAGGAACUUGAGUUGCCAGUAGCCAGACUCCCGGAUGACGGCUAUAUAAAGACGUUGUGUGUUGGUCCUGGAGCUUCCAUUUGGAAGUAUAUCACGCAACAUGUUUAUAAGGAAAGGAACGUUCGAGUCAUGAGGGGGAAUAUUCAGUGGUACAAAGUUUUACAAGAUAAAGAGCUUAAACAGUUGAAAAAUCAGAAUAAAGAUACGAGAAGGCUUGAGCUUCGGAGAGAGAUUGCUGCCCUUCAGACUGAACUCAAUCAACUGUACACAAAGAUCAGUAGAGUGGAGGAUCAAAUUGCUACUGAAGAGCAGAACAUAAACAGGAACUGGGACGACUUUAUGGAUGGCAGGCACAGACAGAUUCUGUUGGAUUCUUUCAGGCAGCGCUGCUCUGAGGAGAGAAACAUACUGUUAGAGGACACACACAUGAUUGGCACCCAACGGCAUACCCUGGAAGAGCUAUCCAAGAAAGCAGAGGAGAAGCUGGUGUUUGGGCCAUCUGACAGUUCAGACAGUGAAGCCGGAGCAGAUCCAUUGGUUUUAAAAGAUGUGAGUGAGCUCUGCAGCGAGAGGGUUCUCUUCUUCCAGUGCCUGCUCGAGAGUGAACUGAAUGUGAAUCCGUCCACUGAAUUUACUCAUGAACAAAGGAAAGCAGUGAUCCAGCACUGGACGAGUGCAGUGGAGAACGUUCUACGCUCUCAUCCUCCAAACCAAGUGCUUUCGGCUCUGCAAGUCUUGACCUCUAGACAGCAGGUGGUGUUAAAGGAGAAGAUUGCAGCUUUGAACGUGGAGCGUGACAUUUCGGAUCUAGGGUUUCGUCAUCAGAGCGAUCACCUAAUAGAUGUGUCGGCUGAUCAGGAGGAGGAGUUAACACCUGUCCGCAGUCUAUUGCAGUCUGCUUGGGAGGAGGUGGAGCAGAGUUAUUUUGAAUUGGCUCAGGUUCACAACAGAUGUGGGAAGCUGGAGACUGAACUCACAACUUUGAUGAGAAAAGCAGAGACGGCACACAGGUCAGAUCCAGUGUCCAGGUGUGUGUUUGAGUUGGAGAUGGAGGGAGUGAAGCAAGCGGCAGUUAGAGACAGCAUCAGAGAGCAGUGUGCUCAGCUACAGCUGCAGGCCAGAGAGGGACUGGAUGCCAUCAGAACCCUGCAGACACAGUGGCAAAGUGUCAUGGACUUCAGACAGCUUGUGGACAGAAGACAAGAGCAGAUACGGCGCCUGAUCAAGGGAAACUCCACUGUGAAGACUGAGUUAACUUGUGUCCAUGCAGAGGUUGGACAGUUUGUUCAAGAGAAGCUUAAUGCUCAGUUUUGCAAUGUGAUUAAAGCCAGCAGUGGACUGCGCAACUCUGUGUCACAAGGGGCCAAGCACUUUAGCUGUGUAGCACUGGCUGCACUGGAUUGCAGGGUCAUGAAGGGCAGAGGGCAGAGACCACCAGCAGCUCAGCUUUCCAUCCACUGGAUACAGUCCCCAGCUUUCCACAAACUCUGUGAAAGUCUCUCAUUUCCCAUGUAUAUGGCUCCAGAAGAGCUGUGGUCUCAGGCUACAACUCUACAGCUGGAGUUAAGAAAUCUGCGCAGACUUCUUCAGCUGUUCUCAGAGUCAUCAGCAGACCUGCAGAAGCUGACAGCACAGCUACCAUCACCUGAUCAGCAGACUUUAGUGCAGCGUGUGAAGAUGGUAGAUGAAGAGAUUCUGCAGACUUUGCUCCCACGGGCCCAUGAGCUCACGCAGAGGUGCUCGAAAGGCCUUCUUUACACAGAACAAGUGAAGACUGCCAUCACACACUGGUGGGAGCAGCCUGGUCAGUUUGCCCUGCCAGAGAUGCAGAGAGAGGGACUGACUUUCCAACAGUGGCUUCAACGAUGGAAACUGGCAACAAAGGAAUCCUGAAUUAGUUUUGCAUUUGAGAGCAAAGUUUAUGUUGGGCAACUUUCUGUGCAUAAUUUGUAUUUCAUUUUCUUUCAACUUACUCUUACUUUACACUCAAAAUAACCUGAGUAGGUUUUCUUAGUUAACUUUUCUGCAACAUAUUCAGUUUGUGUUUGAGGAUGCAUCCUGUUCAAGAAAUAUUUGAUGCACUUUUUCUGGAUUUCUCAAAUAAUUUAAUAGACACUGGAAUAAAGGAGCAGUUGUAUGUCUUUUGUUUUGUGGCAUUUUAAAUCUCCCUACCGAAGGUAGAAGUUAAUAAGAUGCAGAAUACUUGUGCUGUUACCGGUGUUGUUUUUGUGUGUUUAACCUCAGUACCCUCUUGUAGGAGCUUAUGUAAUGUUUAUGUAAUUCUCUUAUGAAUGGUAACAGUGGUGGUACUUCUACUGGGUUAGACCAAACAUUUAUAUGCAAACACAAUUAAAGUAACUUUGUGAUGACUGCCUAUGGGCAUCCAGCUCUUGAUGUAAUUUCAGGUCAUUUCCUGGUUAAGAUAGUGUAUAAUCGGAAUGUUCAGUCCUGUGUGGCCCUAAAAGGCUGUGAUCGAUAACCUGUGUAAAUGUACAGCUGUAUAAGUGUUUUUGAACAGUGAAAUGUCGGGCUGUUUUCAAAGCUAAUAAGGAAACUAACAGACUAUCGUUCAAAAAU